Molossus molossus (Pallas's mastiff bat) is the source of this 8464-nucleotide messenger RNA. RefSeq names its product teneurin transmembrane protein 3 (gene TENM3). Bases 36 to 8180 code for a protein of 2714 amino acids. NCBI's taxonomy places the organism in Eukaryota, Metazoa, Chordata, Mammalia, Chiroptera, Molossidae. Gene Ontology annotation, molecular function: protein homodimerization activity; protein heterodimerization activity; cell adhesion molecule binding. The record is from RefSeq and is a predicted model, not a curated record. Gene Ontology annotation, cellular component: membrane; neuron projection. Gene Ontology annotation, biological process: signal transduction; heterophilic cell-cell adhesion; neuron development. The transcript is spliced from 29 exons.
CGCCCGCCGGCGGAUGCGCGCACGAGGAAUGAAGCAUGGAUGUGAAGGAGCGGAGGCCCUACUGCUCGCUGACCAAGAGCCGGCGAGAGCGAGAGCGGCGGCACACCAACUCCUCGGCCGACAACGAGGAGUGUAGGGUGCCCACGCAGAAGUCCUACAGCUCCAGCGAGACCCUGAAAGCCUUCGAUCACGACUCCUCGCGGCUGCUUUACGGGAACAGAGUCAAGGAUCUGGUGCACCGCGAGGCGGAUGAGUACGGCAGACAAGGACAGAAUUUUACCCUAAGGCAGUUAGGAGUUUGUGAACCAGCAACUCGAAGAGGACUGGCGUUUUGUGCGGAAAUGGGGCUGCCCCACAGAGGUUACUCUCUCAGUGCAGGGUCAGACGCUGAUACUGAGAACGAAGCGGUGAUGUCCCCAGAGCAUGCCAUGAGACUGUGGGGCAGGGGGGUCAAGUCAGGCCGCAGCUCCUGCUUGUCCAGCCGGUCCAACUCAGCCCUCACCCUGACAGACACGGAGCACGAGAACAAGUCGGACAGCGACACUGAGCAACCUGCAAACAACCAAGACCAGUCCGCCCUGCAGCCUUUGCCACCCUCGCACAAGCAGCACUCCGCACAGCAUCAUCCAUCCAUCACUUCUCUCAAUAGAAACUCCCUGACGAAUAGAAGGAACCAGAGUCCGGCCCCGCCGGCUGCUUUGCCCGCCGAGCUGCAAACCACACCCGAGUCCGUCCAGCUGCAGGACAGCUGGGUCCUUGGCAGUAAUGUACCACUGGAAAGCAGGCAUUUCCUAUUCAAAACAGGAACGGGGACCACGCCACUGUUCAGCACUGCAACCCCGGGAUACACAAUGGCUUCGGGCUCUGUUUAUUCGCCGCCUACUCGGCCACUGCCUAGAAAUACCCUAUCAAGAAGUGCUUUCAAAUUCAAGAAGUCCUCCAAGUACUGCAGCUGGAAGUGUACCGCGCUGUGUGCGGUCGGGGUCUCCGUGCUCCUCGCUGUGCUCCUGGCCUAUUUCAUAGCGAUGCAUCUGUUUGGCCUCAACUGGCAGCUGCAGCAGACUGAAAACGACACGUUCGAGAACGGGAAGGUGAACUCCGACGCUGUGCCCACGCACACGGGGCCCCUGCCCGCCGGCGACAGCGGAAAAUUAGGUGGAUUCACACAAGAAAAUAACACCAUAGAUUCCGGAGAACUUGAUAUUGGCCGAAGAGCAAUUCAAGAAGUUCCUCCUGGGGUCUUCUGGAGAUCACAGCUCUUUAUUGAUCAGCCGCAGUUUCUCAAAUUCAAUAUCUCUCUUCAGAAGGAUGCAUUGAUUGGAGUGUAUGGCCGAAAAGGCUUACCACCUUCCCAUACUCAGUACGACUUCGUGGAGCUGCUGGAUGGCAGCAGGCUGAUCGCCAGAGAGCAGCGGAACCUUCUGGAGUCCGAACGGGCCGGGCGGCAGGCGCGGUCCGUCAGCCUGCACGAGGCCGGCUUCAUCCAGUACUUGGACUCGGGAAUCUGGCACCUGGCCUUUUACAACGACGGGAAGAACACGGAGCAGGUGUCCUUCAACACCAUCGUGAUAGAGUCGGUGGUGGAGUGCCCCCGGAAUUGCCAUGGAAAUGGAGAGUGUGUUUCCGGAACGUGCCACUGUUUUCCAGGAUUCCUGGGUCCCGAUUGUUCAAGAGCAGCCUGCCCGGUGCUGUGCAGCGGCAACGGCCAGUACUCCAAGGGCCGCUGCCUGUGCUUCAGCGGCUGGAAGGGCACGGAGUGCGACGUGCCCGCCACGCAGUGCAUCGACCCGCAGUGUGGGGGUCGUGGGAUUUGCAUCAUGGGCUCUUGUGCCUGCAACUCAGGGUACAAAGGAGAAAAUUGUGAAGAAGCUGACUGUCUAGACCCUGGCUGUUCUAACCAUGGUGUAUGCAUCCAUGGGGAAUGUCACUGCAGCCCAGGGUGGGGUGGCAACAACUGUGAAAUCCUGAAGACCAUGUGUGCGGACCAGUGUUCUGGUCAUGGGACAUAUCUUCAAGAAAGUGGCUCCUGCACGUGUGACCCCAAUUGGACCGGCCCAGACUGCUCAGAUGAAAUCUGCUCCGUGGACUGCGGCUCCCACGGCGUCUGCAUGGGGGGCACGUGCCGCUGCGAAGAGGGCUGGACCGGCCCAGCCUGCAGCCAGAGAGCCUGCCACCCGCGCUGCGCGGAGCACGGGACCUGCAAGGACGGCAAGUGCGAAUGCAGCCAGGGCUGGAACGGAGAGCACUGCACCAUCGCUCACUAUUUGGAUAAGAUAGUGAAAGACAAGAUAGGAUAUAAAGAGGGCUGUCCCGGUCUGUGCAACAGCAAUGGCAGGUGUACGCUGGACCAGAACGGCUGGCAUUGUGUGUGCCAGCCAGGGUGGAGAGGAGCAGGGUGCGACGUGGCCAUGGAGACCCUCUGCACAGACAGCAAGGACAACGAAGGAGAUGGGCUCACGGACUGCAUGGACCCGGACUGCUGUUUACAGAGCUCCUGCCAAAGCCAGCCGUACUGCCGUGGCUUGCCCGACCCGCAGGACAUCAUCAGCCAAAGCCUCCAGUCACCGUCCCAGCAAGCUGCCAAAUCCUUCUACGAUCGCAUCAGUUUUCUUAUAGGGUCUGAGAGCACCCAUGUCCUACCCGGGGAGAGUCCUUUCAAUAAAAGCCUUGCAUCGGUCAUCAGAGGUCAAGUACUAACUGCCGAUGGAACUCCACUUAUUGGAGUAAAUGUCUCCUUUUUCCAUUACCCAGAAUAUGGACAUACUAUUACCCGGCAGGAUGGAAUGUUUGACUUGGUGGCGAAUGGUGGGGCCUCUCUCACUUUGGUAUUUGAACGCUCCCCAUUCCUCACUCAGUACCAUACGGUGUGGAUUCCCUGGAAUGUCUUUUAUGUGAUGGAUACCCUGGUCAUGAAGAAAGAAGAGAAUGACAUCCCCAGCUGCGAUCUGAGCGGAUUUGUGAGGCCAAAUCCUAUCAUCCUGUCAUCGCCUUUGUCCACCUUUUUCAGAUCUUCUCCUGAAGACAGUCCCAUCAUCCCCGAGACACAGGUCCUCCACGAGGAAACCACGAUUCCAGGGACAGACCUGAAACUGUCCUACUUCAGCUCCAGAGCGGCCGGAUAUAAGUCAGUUCUCAAGAUCACCAUGACCCAGGCCGUCAUCCCCUUUAAUCUGAUGAAGGUUCACCUCAUGGUGGCUGUCGUUGGAAGGCUCUUCCAGAAGUGGUUUCCUGCCUCGCCGAACUUGGCCUACACCUUCAUAUGGGAUAAAACAGAUGCGUAUAAUCAGAAGGUCUAUGGUCUAUCCGAAGCUGUCGUGUCAGUUGGAUACGAGUAUGAGUCGUGCUUGGACCUGACUCUGUGGGAAAAGAGGACGGCCGUCCUGCAAGGCUACGAGCUAGAUGCUUCCAACAUGGGCGGAUGGACACUGGAUAAACACCAUGUGUUGGAUGUUCAGAAUGGUAUUCUGUACAAGGGAAAUGGGGAAAACCAGUUCAUCUCCCAGCAGCCCCCCGUGGUCAGCAGCAUCAUGGGCAAUGGGCGCAGGCGCAGCAUCUCGUGCCCCAGUUGCAACGGGCAGGCGGACGGCAAUAAACUGCUGGCCCCCGUGGCGCUGGCCUGUGGCAUCGACGGCAGUCUGUACGUGGGGGAUUUCAACUACGUGCGCCGAAUAUUCCCUUCGGGAAAUGUGACCAGUGUGCUGGAACUGAGCAGCAACCCAGCCCAUAGAUACUACCUGGCAACCGACCCCGUCACAGGAGACUUGUACGUUUCGGACACUAACACCCGCCGGAUUUACCGCCCAAAGUCGCUGACGGGGGCCAAGGACUUGACGAAAAAUGCUGAAGUGGUCGCGGGGACCGGGGAGCAGUGCCUUCCAUUCGAUGAAGCCAGGUGUGGGGACGGGGGGAAGGCCGUGGAAGCCACCCUCAUGAGUCCCAAAGGAAUGGCGAUUGAUAAGAAUGGAUUAAUCUACUUUGUUGAUGGAACCAUGAUCAGAAAAGUUGAUCAAAACGGAAUCAUCUCGACUCUCCUGGGCUCUAAUGAUCUGACGUCAGCCAGACCUUUAACCUGUGACACAAGCAUGCACAUCAGCCAGGUGCGUCUGGAAUGGCCCACCGACCUCGCCAUCAACCCUAUGGACAACUCCAUUUUUGUGCUGGACAAUAACGUCGUUUUGCAGAUCACCGAAAACCGACAAGUGCGCAUCGCGGCCGGACGGCCCAUGCACUGCCAGGUCCCAGGAGUGGAGUAUUCCGUGGGGAAGCACGCGGUUCAGACGACGCUGGAAUCCGCCACUGCCAUUGCCGUGUCCUACAGUGGGGUCCUGUACAUCACGGAAACCGACGAGAAGAAAAUUAACCGCAUAAGGCAGGUCACAACGGAUGGGGAGAUCUCCUUGGUUGCGGGGAUACCUUCAGAGUGUGACUGCAAAAACGAUGCCAACUGCGACUGUUACCAGAGUGGCGAUGGCUAUGCCAAAGAUGCCAAACUUAGUGCCCCUUCGUCCCUCGCUGCCUCCCCAGAUGGCACCCUGUAUAUUGCAGAUCUAGGGAACAUUCGGAUCCGGGCUGUGUCAAAGAAUAAGCCUUUGCUCAACUCGAUGAACUUUUAUGAAGUUGCCUCUCCGACUGAUCAAGAACUCUAUAUCUUUGACAUCAAUGGCACACACCAGUACACUGUGAGUUUGGUCACCGGUGACUACCUGUACAACUUCAGCUACAGCAACGAUAAUGACAUCACGGCUGUGACCGACAGCAAUGGCAAUACCCUUCGAAUCAGACGGGACCCGAAUCGGAUGCCAGUUCGCGUGGUGUCUCCUGACAACCAAGUGAUAUGGUUGACCAUAGGGACGAACGGGUGUUUGAAGAGCAUGACGGCUCAAGGACUGGAGUUGGUCCUGUUCACUUAUCACGGCAGCAGUGGCCUCUUGGCCACCAAAAGCGAUGAGACUGGCUGGACAACGUUUUUUGACUAUGACAGCGAAGGUCGUCUGACAAACGUCACGUUUCCGACUGGAGUCGUCACGAACCUCCAUGGCGACAUGGACAGGGCUAUCACCGUGGACCUUGAGUCAUCCAGCCGAGAAGAAGAUGUCAGCAUCACGUCCAAUUUGUCCUCAAUUGAUUCUUUCUACACCAUGGUUCAAGACCAGCUGAGAAACAGCUACCAGAUCGGCUACGACGGCUCCCUGCGGAUCCUCUCCGCCAGCGGGCUCGACUCCCACUACCAGACGGAGCCGCACGUCCUGGCGGGCACGGCCAACCCGACCGUGGCCAAGAGGAACAUGACGCUUCCCGGGGACAACGGGCAGAACCUGGUGGAGUGGAGAUUCCGAAAAGAGCAAGCCCAGGGAAGAGUCAACGUCUUCGGCCGAAAGCUGAGGGUUAAUGGCAGAAACCUCCUUUCAGUUGACUUUGAUCGAACAACAAAGACAGAAAAGAUCUAUGACGACCACCGUAAAUUUCUACUGAGGAUCGCCUAUGACACGUCAGGGCACCCAACCCUCUGGCUGCCGAGCAGCAAGCUGAUGGCCGUCAACGUCACCUAUUCAUCCACAGGUCAAAUUGCCAGCAUCCAGCGAGGAACCACCAGCGAGAAAGUGGAUUAUGACGGACAGGGGAGGAUUGUAUCGCGGGUCUUUGCUGACGGUAAAACAUGGAGUUACACGUACUUAGAAAAGUCCAUGGUUCUCCUGCUCCACAGCCAGCGGCAGUACAUCUUCGAGUACGACAUGUGGGACCGGCUGUCCGCCAUCACCAUGCCCAGCGUGGCUCGCCACACCAUGCAGACCAUCCGAUCCAUUGGCUACUACCGCAACAUAUACAACCCCCCGGAAAGCAAUGCCUCCGUCAUCACAGACUACAAUGAGGAAGGGCUGCUUCUGCAGACGGCUUUCCUGGGCACCAGUCGGAGGGUCUUGUUCAAGUACAGAAGGCAGACCAGGCUCUCAGAAAUAUUGUAUGAUAGCACAAGAGUCAGUUUUACCUACGAUGAAACAGCAGGAGUCCUAAAAACAGUAAACCUCCAGAGCGACGGUUUUAUUUGCACCAUUAGGUAUAGGCAGAUUGGCCCCCUGAUUGACAGACAGAUUUUCCGCUUUAGUGAAGAUGGGAUGGUAAAUGCGCGAUUUGACUACAGCUAUGACAACAGCUUUCGAGUGACCAGUAUGCAGGGUGUCAUCAAUGAAACUCCACUGCCCAUCGAUCUCUAUCAGUUUGAUGACAUUUCUGGCAAAGUCGAGCAGUUUGGGAAAUUUGGAGUUAUAUAUUAUGAUAUUAACCAGAUCAUUUCUACAGCUGUAAUGACGUAUACGAAGCACUUUGAUGCUCACGGGCGCAUCAAGGAAAUUCAGUAUGAGAUCUUCAGGUCACUCAUGUACUGGAUUACAAUUCAAUAUGAUAACAUGGGUCGGGUAACCAAGAGAGAGAUCAAAAUAGGGCCUUUUGCCAACACGACCAAGUAUGCUUAUGAAUAUGACGUGGACGGACAGCUCCAAACGGUGUAUCUAAAUGAAAAGAUCAUGUGGCGUUACAACUACGAUCUGAACGGAAACCUCCAUCUGCUGAACCCAAGUAACAGUGCACGUCUGACACCUCUUCGCUAUGACCUGCGAGACAGAAUCACGCGGCUGGGUGACGUUCAGUAUCGGCUGGAUGAGGACGGUUUCCUGCGGCAGAGAGGCACAGAGAUCUUUGAGUAUAGCUCCAAGGGGCUUCUGACCCGAGUCUACAGCAAAGGCAGUGGCUGGACAGUGAUCUACCGUUACGACGGCCUGGGGAGGCGUGUUUCCAGCAAGACCAGCCUGGGACAGCACCUGCAGUUUUUUUAUGCUGACCUGACCUACCCCACUAGGAUUACUCAUGUCUACAACCAUUCGAGUUCAGAAAUCACCUCCCUCUAUUACGAUCUCCAGGGACAUCUGUUUGCCAUGGAAAUCAGCAGUGGGGACGAGUUCUACAUUGCAUCAGACAACACAGGGACACCGCUGGCUGUGUUCAGCAGCAACGGGCUUAUGCUAAAACAGAUUCAGUAUACCGCAUACGGCGAGAUCUACUUUGACUCCAAUAUUGACUUUCAAUUGGUAAUUGGAUUUCAUGGUGGUCUGUAUGACCCACUCACAAAAUUAAUCCACUUUGGAGAAAGAGAUUAUGACAUUUUGGCAGGACGAUGGACAACACCUGACAUAGAAAUCUGGAGGAGAAUUGGGAAGGACCCAGCUCCUUUUAACCUGUAUAUGUUCAGGAAUAACAACCCUGCAAGCAAAAUCCAUGAUGUGAAAGACUACAUCACAGAUGUUAACAGCUGGCUGGUGACAUUUGGCUUCCACCUGCACAACGCUAUCCCUGGAUUCCCGGUUCCCAAGUUUGAUCUAACCGAGCCUUCCUACGAACUCGUGAAGAGCCAGCAGUGGGAUGACAUCCCGCCCAUUUUUGGAGUCCAGCAACAAGUGGCGAGGCAGGCCAAGGCCUUCCUGUCCCUGGGGAAGAUGGCAGAGGUGCAGGUGAGCCGGCGCAAAGGCGGCGGCGCGCAGUCGUGGCUGUGGUUCGCCACCGUCAAGUCGCUGAUCGGCAAGGGCGUCAUGCUGGCCGUCAGCCAGGGCCGCGUGCAGACCAACGUGCUCAACAUCGCCAACGAGGACUGCAUCAAGGUGGCGGCCGUGCUCAACAACGCCUUCUACCUGGAGAACCUGCACUUCACCAUCGAGGGCAAGGACACGCACUACUUCAUCAAGACCAGCACGCCCGAGAGCGACCUGGGCACGCUGCGGCUGACCAGCGGCCGCAAGGCCCUGGAGAACGGCAUCAACGUGACCGUGUCGCAGUCCACGACGGUGGUCAACGGCAGGACGCGCAGGUUCGCCGACGUGGAGAUGCAGUUCGGCGCGCUGGCGCUGCACGUGCGCUACGGCAUGACGCUGGACGAGGAGAAGGCGCGCAUCCUGGAGCAGGCGCGGCAGCGCGCGCUCGCCCGGGCCUGGGCGCGCGAGCAGCAGCGCGUGCGCGACGGCGAGGAGGGCGCGCGCCUCUGGACGGAGGGCGAGAAGCGGCAGCUGCUGAGCGCGGGCAAGGUGCAGGGCUACGACGGCUACUACGUGCUGUCGGUGGAGCAGUACCCCGAGCUGGCCGACAGCGCCAACAACAUCCAGUUCCUGCGGCAGAGCGAGAUCGGCAAGAGGUAACCCCGCCCCCGCGGGCCCGGACGCGGGCGGGGCGCCAGCCGCCAGCCGCAGCCCCUUUGCUCGGAUUUCCCUGCAGCACAGUCCGACCGGGACUCUCCGACGCAGAAGAGCCUUCCGCCAGAAUGAUGCCGCUCUUAAACCCAGAUCCACACACAAACACAAACAGACCCCUUUUCUGAAUGACCUUAAAGGUGAUCGGCUUUAAAGAAUAUGUUUACAUAUGCAUAUCGCUGCACUCAGUUGGACCGAAGGUAUGAAUCAAAGGAACAAAUGACAAAAGAAAG